Eriocheir sinensis (Chinese mitten crab) is the source of this 1234-nucleotide messenger RNA. RefSeq names its product coatomer subunit epsilon-like (gene epsilonCOP). The record is from RefSeq and is a predicted model, not a curated record. Lineage: Eukaryota; Metazoa; Arthropoda; Malacostraca; Decapoda; Varunidae. Gene Ontology annotation, cellular component: COPI vesicle coat. The transcript has 6 exons. Gene Ontology annotation, molecular function: protein binding; structural molecule activity. The coding region runs from base 10 to 963 and encodes 317 amino acids. Gene Ontology annotation, biological process: endoplasmic reticulum to Golgi vesicle-mediated transport; intra-Golgi vesicle-mediated transport; retrograde vesicle-mediated transport, Golgi to endoplasmic reticulum.
AAGUGUUACAUGGGCGAGACACCAACAUUUCCUGUAAGAGUUGGGUUGGCACCUCCGCAGCACACCAGCACCAUGUCGAGCCAGGAGGUGGACGAGCUGUUCGACGUCAAGAAUUCCUUCCACAUCGGCAACUACCAGCACUGCAUCAACGAGGCCCAGAAGCUGCAGCCCAGCACCCCUGAGCUCCGCCAAGAACGUGACAUAUUCCUGUACCGGGCUCUGAUUGGCCAGCGCAAGUAUGGCGUUGUGCUGAGUGAGAUCAAGCCCUCCAGCCCCGCCCCCCUGCAGGCUCUCAGACUCCUGGCACGCUACCUCCAGUCCCCGGAAGGAAGGCCAACAGUGGUGAGUGAGCUCGAGGCACAACUGAGUGGUAACGUUGACCUCUCCAACACGGCGCUGCUGGUGGUGGCGGCGACCAUCUACUGCCACGAGGAGAACUAUGAGGGGGCGCUGAGGGUCCUCAACCAGUCUGAUGCACUUGAAUGCCGUGCCCUGAUGGUGCAAACCUACCUCAAGAUGGAGCGGCCGGACGCUGCACGGAAGGAACUGAAAACUCUACAAGAGAAGGAUGAUGACGCGACGCUCACCCAGCUGGCCCAGGCCUGGACACACGUUGCCACGGGCGGAGAGAAGCUGCAGGAUGCUUACUACAUCUUCCAGGAGUUGAUGGACAAGAACAGCAGCACUCCUGUCCUCCUGAAUGGGCAGGCUGUGUGCUUCCUGGGCCAAGCCAAGUACGAGGAAGCUGAGGGGGCCCUGCAGGAGGCUCUUGACAAGGAUCCAAACAACCCAGACACACUUAUCAACAUGAUGGUUCUGGCCCACCACACCGCCAAGCCACCAGAGGUUGCCAGCAGAUACCUCGCCCAGCUGAGAGAUGACCACAAGACCCACAAGUUUGUUGAGGACAUCAGGACCAAAGAAGAAGAAUUUAAUCGCCUGGUGAUGCAGUACGCCACUUAGUUUCUUUUAGCACAAUUAUUUAAAGUUGUUAAAGACAAACUGUAUUCUGAGAGGCACCUGAUUGGCUUUCAGGAACCUUUCAGACUUUUUGCUUGCAUUGAUGUGAAGGAUUAAAGAGGUAAAUUACAUUUCAUUGUUUACCAUCAAACUACAUGUUCUGGUUGCUUGUCUGGACACACCAACAUCAUUUUUCUUUGUUGUUUAUUUAUAAGGAUAUUCCACAUUUAUAUUUUGAAAAGUACGUACAAUAAAAUAUGCAUAUGUAUAUGUA